Cercocebus atys (sooty mangabey) is the source of this 740-nucleotide messenger RNA. Its product is annotated as myomegalin-like. NCBI's taxonomy places the organism in Eukaryota, Metazoa, Chordata, Mammalia, Primates, Cercopithecidae. The record is from RefSeq and is a predicted model, not a curated record. The coding region runs from base 12 to 362 and encodes 116 amino acids. The transcript is spliced from 4 exons.
AGGAGGAAGAAAUGGAUGAAGUCCUGGAGGACUCACUAGAUGAACAGUAUUUGACUCAUUCCAGCCGCCAUGACUCCCACCAGCUUCCAAGCAGCAAUGCCUUCCUCUCUGAUGCACAGGAAGACCCCUCUGCUCUGGAUAUAGCCAAAGAUGAGAUCCAGAGCCAGCGGCAGCACCUGAAGGAAACCCUUUUCAUCAACAACUGCCUGCGAGAAAAGCUGGAACGUUAUCUCAGCAGCUUUGAUGAAGAAAAUGGAUGCAACUCUAACCUCUACAGGCAGAUCAUAGAUUCCGUUGUCCAGCUGUAUAAUGAAAAUAGAGUUCUCAGAGAAGAAUACCGGAGACUCCCCCGGCUUGCCUGAAUCAAAUUUCCAGAGGUAACAAGUAAUGUUGGAACUAUGAAAAGCUCUUCUCUACUUUUAACAAAGCUUAGUCACAAACAGUUCCCUAGUUGAUGAGAAAAACUGAAAGAACAGAACAAUUGAAAGUCCAAAUCUGAAAGCUUCAUCUCUGAGAACCAAAUUUUACAGCCACUCCAGAUUUGUACUCCAAAUGGAUAGUCUGAUUGUAGAAAUCACAUCCCUUCAGCCUGCAAAUGUGACAACUGCCCAAGAGACAGUGAUACCUAGAUUCAUAGAUAAUCCCCUUUUCCCCAACCUAUAUGUAACUGGAGUCAACAGCAGCUGGAGGAAAAUGGCAAGGACUUGGAAUCAGAUUUAGAAUAACAUUGCUGUAGACUG